GUCAUUAUUGACUAAAAUUUCGUGUAAUAUGGUGUAUUGAAAUUGUCUACAAGUUUUUUUUUUUAUAUAAUAUUUUUAUUGUUUAUCGGCAACGAAAUUUUAACUAACUAUAUUUUAGAUAAUAAAUUAUUUUUGAAAUAACUACAAUGAGGGAAAUCGUUCACAUUCAGGCCGGACAAUGCGGAAACCAAAUCGGAGCCAAGUUCUGGGAGGUGAUUUCUGACGAGCACGGCAUCGACCCCACUGGCGCUUACCAAGGCGACUCUGAUCUUCAACUAGAACGCAUUAAUGUGUACUACAAUGAAGCCUCUGGUGGGAAAUAUGUACCCCGAGCCGUACUUGUCGAUCUCGAACCUGGCACGAUGGAUUCAGUACGCUCCGGACCUUUCGGCCAAAUAUUCCGCCCUGAUAACUUCGUAUUUGGGCAAUCCGGAGCAGGCAACAAUUGGGCUAAAGGCCAUUAUACUGAAGGUGCUGAGUUGGUAGAUUCAGUUCUCGAUGUAGUUCGAAAAGAAGCAGAAGGCUGUGAUUGCUUGCAAGGCUUUCAACUAACCCACUCGCUUGGCGGUGGCACGGGUUCUGGCAUGGGGACAUUACUAAUAUCGAAGAUUCGAGAAGAAUAUCCAGACCGCAUAAUGAAUACCUUUUCAGUAGUGCCCAGUCCGAAGGUAUCUGACACUGUAGUAGAGCCUUACAACGCUACAUUAUCAGUACAUCAACUGGUAGAAAAUACAGAUGAAACAUACUGCAUAGAUAACGAAGCUUUGUAUGACAUCUGCUUUAGAACGCUCAAGUUGACGACGCCGACUUACGGGGACCUGAAUCAUCUGGUAUCUGCAACUAUGUCAGGAGUGACGACGUGUCUACGGUUUCCGGGUCAAUUGAACGCGGAUCUGCGAAAGCUAGCAGUGAAUAUGGUCCCAUUCCCGCGACUACAUUUCUUCAUGCCAGGAUUCGCGCCGCUUACCUCUCGAGGUAGUCAGCAGUACAGAGUGCUGUCCGUACCAGAGCUCACGCAGCAAAUGUUCGACGCCAAAAACAUGAUGGCGGCCUGCGACCCGCGGCAUGGUCGAUAUCUAACCGUGGCUGCCGUCUUCCGCGGGCGGAUGUCCAUGAAGGAAGUGGACGAACAAAUGCUAAACAUACAAAAUAAGAACAGCAGCUACUUCGUAGAGUGGAUUCCUAAUAACGUCAAAACAGCCGUGUGCGACAUACCGCCUCGUGGACUGAAGAUGUCUGCGACCUUUAUAGGCAAUACGACAGCCAUUCAAGAACUGUUCAAAAGAAUAUCCGAGCAGUUUACAGCUAUGUUCAGGCGAAAAGCUUUCCUUCACUGGUAUACCGGCGAAGGUAUGGAUGAGAUGGAGUUUACCGAAGCGGAGAGUAAUAUGAAUGAUCUGGUGUCAGAAUACCAACAGUAUCAAGAUGCCACGGCCGAUGAUGAAGGCGAGUUCGAUGAGGAAGUGGAAGAACAGUGAUUGUGUCCAUGUAUCGUCCAAUGUAUUGUAAUUGUCUGUGUGUAAUGUUGUAAUCUUAUCUAUUAUACCUACAUGUUAUGUUUUUGUCUACACAAAUGUUCGGAAUAAAUAAUUAAACUGCCAAAUGUUUUGUAAACCUA
Messenger RNA from Achroia grisella, 1618 nucleotides. It is a transcript of the gene Tub4, whose product is annotated as tubulin beta-4B chain-like. The coding region runs from base 147 to 1478 and encodes 443 amino acids. Gene Ontology annotation, biological process: mitotic cell cycle; microtubule cytoskeleton organization. Gene Ontology annotation, molecular function: GTP binding; GTPase activity; structural constituent of cytoskeleton. The transcript has 2 exons. Lineage: Eukaryota; Metazoa; Arthropoda; Insecta; Lepidoptera; Pyralidae. The record is from RefSeq and is a predicted model, not a curated record. Gene Ontology annotation, cellular component: microtubule; cytoplasm.